Molecule: messenger RNA, 1064 nt
Organism: Acaulospora morrowiae
Lineage: Eukaryota; Fungi; Glomeromycota; Glomeromycetes; Diversisporales; Acaulosporaceae
Source: the annotation of a GenBank genome assembly
UAAGACUUUUGGUUAACAUAUUUUUCCAAAAAAUUCCUUCUCUUUCCGAGCAGCCGAUGGUGACAAAAAUAUUUCGUCCUCCGCAAGGGAAUGCGCGAGGACAAACCACGUCUGAGGCUACUACUCUUCUCGUGAUUGUGUUGGAGACAUUUACGUCACUUGUUGCAAUACUCCCGUCGAAAUAUAAAAUUGACAUAAUUCCUAUCGCGUUUUAUGUUUAUAUUUCUAUCGUACUCGAUUCCAAAUUUCAGAAAGAACUUGUAUCACAGGUUCUUAUGAACAUUAAGCUUUUGUGUGUCAACAUAGAGUCUCAAUUUGAAGAAGAAUUGUUUGAAAAUUUUUCACCGACUGUCAAGUCAACAAUAUCCUCGAUGAUAUCCAAGCUUUCGUUGAUCAUGAGUCAAAACGAGAGAAACGAAGACAAUGUUUCUAUAAUAAAAAAUGGCAUGCUGGCUACAGUAUUGCUGUUCACAUCUUGCCCAAAAUCAUGUGUUCAAAUGCACACGUCACAAAAAAAUUUUACCGAGAUAUUAAAUAAAGGAUUCUAUUCCGAGAAUGCUACGAUUUCUAUAACAUCUCUUCAGUGUACUCGGACUUUAAUUUUACUUUCGUCCAAACAAACAAACAUGAUUCUAACAAACAAUGAUAUUUCCGAAUCGAUGAAAAUUAGUCAUAAUUUCACUAAGGCCCUUAUGCCUCAAGUGAUUUUGUUUAUAAAAAGUUUAAAUGAGAAAUACAAGAAUCACGUUUUCUCUCAAGAUGAGGCCAGCGUGCUAAAUGUUGUUGAAGAAUCAGUAAAGACCUUACUGACUAUAAAUGCUGCGGCACAGGAUUCACAAAGAACGGAAAUUAUGGCAAUCACGCUGCCUAUCUUGAUAUAUUUAUUGACAGAUUCCUCACUUGAAAAAUAUUCGCAACCAGAUGUGCCUACACUUCACAAAAUCUCUAUAACACACAUACUUUCACUUGCAGGACUGCAACCACAAAAUUUCAGAGAAACGGUGGCUGCCCUAUCCCCAGAACAAAAAACAAAGUUAGAAGCAGCAAUUAAAUUUAAUGAAUAA